This is a messenger RNA of Gossypium arboreum, 465 nucleotides long. RefSeq lists its product as uncharacterized. Bases 1 to 465 code for a protein of 154 amino acids. The record is from RefSeq and is a predicted model, not a curated record. The transcript has 3 exons. Lineage: Eukaryota; Viridiplantae; Streptophyta; Magnoliopsida; Malvales; Malvaceae.
AUGAACGCAGAAUUGUAUUCACGCGACUUGAAGACUUUUCGAGUUCAAGAGUACAUCGGCCGUCGUUCGGGUUUUCCACCUAGGUCGUACGUAGUUGAUCUGCGAAACAGGCGAUGCGAGUGCAGGAUAUUUCAGACUCUUCGACAUCCAUGUGCGUAUGGUCAUGCAACGUGUGCGAGAGCAAACUUAAAUGUUGAACAAUUCAUAGACGAGAUCUACACAUUGCAACGCACAUUGCGUAUAUGGGGGAACAAAUUUCCUGUAAUGCCCGAUGUCUUAAACUGGGAAGUUCCACCGUCUACUUUCGAGAUGGUGCCUGACUGUAGUCUCCGUAGACAUUCUAAAGAUCGACCACAAUCGACGAGAAUUCAAAAUUACAUGGAUGUCAGGGAGACGGGUGCAAGUGGAUGGCUGCAUAGUGGUGGUGCUGAUGUCGAAAAUGGCGGUGGGGCAGGUUUGGUUUAA